Microplitis demolitor is the source of this 2513-nucleotide messenger RNA. RefSeq names its product glutamine synthetase 2 cytoplasmic (gene Gs2). The record is from RefSeq and is a predicted model, not a curated record. Gene Ontology annotation, molecular function: glutamine synthetase activity. Gene Ontology annotation, cellular component: cytoplasm. Bases 731 to 1951 code for a protein of 406 amino acids. Lineage: Eukaryota; Metazoa; Arthropoda; Insecta; Hymenoptera; Braconidae. The transcript is spliced from 3 exons.
UCGGAGCAAUUAAAUGUAUUUUAAAUGACAAUUAUUAUUGCAGUUUAACAACCUUUGAGUGUUUUAUGUGAAACGAAUCAAUUGUAAUCGAAUAUCUACAUGCGCACAACAAAAUUACAUACAUGCGUAGAUGCGUACACUUAAAAACUAAGUGUAAUGCAAUAUGUAUAUAUAUACAUAAAUAUAUAAUAUACGACUCUGAAAAUAACUGGUUGAUAAUGUUUCGCAAAUUAACUACAUAGUACCCACUCAUAAGAGAGUUUAUCUCAAAUUACUUUAUCAUUACAUAGUAUAGUGACAUAUCUAUCUCGUAUAUGCAAAUCGUUGAGUAAAAAUUUUUUAAAAAAAUUCAAAGUUAAUAUUCAACAUACAUGUAAUUUAUUUGCAAAGUAGUUUUUAAAUUUAUUCGUACAUCGGGUAUGUGCUUUUUAUGUUUUUUUACAAGAGUGGGGAGUUGUUUGGCCACCAUAUAAAUAUUCCAUUCGUCAGUAUCGUUUGUCAGUUGUGGACGUUGCCCUGAAUUACCAAGGGCAUUUAUAAGUGUACUUUUUUGAAUUUUCUUUACUGUACCUAGUCCCUUUUUUUUUACUUAACACGCAUUUUGAACUUAAUACGCAUUUUUAUUUUUACAUUUUUAUAUUUGUACUUAUAUUCCACCCCUAAAUAUUCAUAUUUUUUUAACUAACAUAUUUUUUAUAUAAAUAUUUAAAACCCACUAAAAAAUACAAAAAUGGGUUUGAGAAUUUUGGUGAAAGUCUGUGAAGCGAAUAUUUUCUCACGAGCUGUAUCAGGUAAAAAAUCAUGGAUCAUUUUCGGGAGACAUUUCAGUUGCAGCACGACCAUGUCAAGGACGAUGCUCAAAGAUUCGCCCAACGCGGCACUCAAUAAAUCAUUGCUGACCAAAUACUUGGAUUUACCUCAACCUGAUGAUAAAAUCCAGGCCAAAUACAUCUGGAUCGAUGGUACCGGCGAGGGAUUACGAUCCAAGACAAGAACACUGGACUUUGUACCGAAACAUCCAUCGGAACUUCCCAAGUGGACGUACGAUGGUAGCUCGACUUAUCAAGCUGAUGGUGCCAAUAGUGAUAUAUUCUUAGAACCAGUAGCUAUUUACCGUGAUCCAAUUCGUCGUGGGAACAAUAAACUCGUUCUCUGCGAGACAUUUACCAGCGACAAUAAACCAACUGCAACAAACAAACGGUACAGAUGUAAUCAAGCGAUGGAGGCUGUUAAAUCAGAAGAACCCUGGUUUGGUAUUGAACAGGAAUAUACUUUCCUUGACUUUGACAACAGGCCAUUGGGCUGGCCGAAAAAUGGUUUCCCUGGUCCCCAGGGUCCUUAUUACUGUGGAGUAGGUGCCGACAGAGUUAUUGGCCGGGAAAUUGUUGAAGCUCACUACCGCGCUUGCAUGUACGCUGGUGUAAACAUUGCUGGCACUAAUGCCGAAGUGAUGCCAUCGCAAUGGGAGUUCCAAGUUGGACCCUGUGUUGGAAUUAGUGGUGGUGAUGAUCUCUGGAUAGCACGUUUCUUACUGCAUCGUAUUGCCGAAGAGUACGGUGUCAUUGUAACACUCGACCCCAAACCCGUUGAUGGAUCCUGGAACGGAGCGGGUGCUCACACAAAUUUCUCAACAAAAUCAAUGCGUGCCAACAACGGUAUCGUUGAAAUUGAAAAGGCCAUUGAAAAAUUGAGCAAACAACACGUAAGACACAUCCAGGCUUACGAUCCACGUGGAGGAAAAGACAACGAACGUCGUCUUACUGGUAAAUGCGAAACGAGCAGUAUCCAUGACUUUAGUGCUGGGGUUGCCAACAGAAACGUCAGUAUUCGUAUUCCACGUGGUGUUGCUGAAGAUAAAAAAGGUUACUUGGAAGACAGAAGGCCCAGCAGUAAUUGCGAUCCGUAUUCUGUUUGUGAUGCAUUGGUUCGUACAUGCUUGCUGAAUGAGUAAUUUUUUUUCCCAUUGUCAUGUUUAUUUCAAUGUAAAACUAGAUAAUUUAAACAAUGAUACAAAUGUUACAACACAUGUGGAAUUUAAAAUUUAUCCUUUAAAAUUGUUUAAAGAGAAAAGAUAAAUAUAAAUAAAAAAUCUCUUUAUGUUAGUUGAAUAAUUGUCGAGUAGAUUAAUGAAUAAUAUUUAAAUUAUUCAUUAAAAAUGUCUCUAUUGAUCUACGUAAAUUUUAUUUUUUUGUCUAAGACAAUUACUUUAUUAAAUAAAUAAAUAUGUAACUAAAUGUCUUUUGAUAUCUUGAGAUAUUAAAAGUGUAGGUAUUGCGUAUUUUUAUUGGCAAUUAUUAUUAUUACGAGUAUAGAUUUAUUAUCAAACAGUAAUAGAAAAUUUUUUAAAAUAUUUUUGAUAAGUGAGCUUGUAUUUUAUCUAUUUUAGCGAGGGUGCCUUCCAUGUGCGGUCUGCAUAAUAAAUGUUAUUAUUUUUAUUUAAACGAUUAGACUAAAGAGCAAAGAGAAUGUCUAGGGUAGAAGGAAAAAAAUAAGAAAUUGCUGGCAAUAAUUUA